AUGGACGACAUGCUGCGGUCUCCGGAGCACGAGCGGCAGCUCUUGGCCCUGAAGCAGGUGGCCAGAACGACCUCGAAAGGCAUUGGGGGAGCUUCCUCGUCGUCGGGCUCCUCCUCCGACUCAGGGUCAUCCUCUGGAUCAGACUCGGAGGCCGAGGAAAAGGAUGAAGGCAAGAAGCCUCAUGGGGUUCUCUCCUUGUUGUCCAACUCCAUCCAGUCCACACUUGCCCAGGCCAGAGACAAGGGCUCACUGUCGAGAGAGGAAGCCAAGCAGGUGAUGAUGAAAAUGGCCCUGCUCAGGAGACUCGAAAGCAAAGCUCCAUCCCUGAGUCCGGAUGCGGCCGCUGCGGACAACGUCGGGUGUACCGCCGUCUGCGUCCUUCUCAGCGACUCGGAGAUCGUGUGUGCGAACGCAGGCGACUCGCGAGCAGUCCUCUGCCGUGAUUCGAAACCGGUCGAACUCUCCCAGGAUCACAAGCCAAACGAAGCCGGCGAGCGCGAGCGUAUCGAAGCUGCCGGGGGCCGCAUCGAAGAGAUCCCCGUUGGCGUGCGGGUUCACUACCGUGUCAACGGCAACCUGAACCUCUCGCGUUCUAUUGGAGAUUUCGAGUACAAGAAGCAGCCCAGCCUGGGCCACGAGCGGCAGAUGAUCUGUUCGACGCCCGACAUUGUCAAGAUGCCCUUAAGCAAGGAGGACGAUUUCGUUGUUCUGGCAUGCGAUGGGGUAUGGGAUGUGAAAAGCAAUGCGGAUGUCUGCGAAUUCAUCGGCAAGCGAUUGGCUGCCGGUGAGGAGAUCGUGCAGGUGAUAGAGGGAUUGCUGGACGGCUGCAUUGCAGAGGCGUUUCCCGGUGCUGUUACGAUCGGUCUGCAAGAUGCGACAUUAAGUCUGGAACAGCGCCUUAUGGCUAGCUGCAUGCUUCUACCGAGAUGGCAGACAGACAAGACAGGCAAGUGCGAUGGUGUAUCAAAGCGAGUUGCGGCUAGUCACGAGAUGCAAGGGAGAAAACUGGUCGGCACCUAUCCAGAAGCCCCCAUUGUUGUGCUUCGUUUUAAAGGGGGUCAGACUUGGUCCCCAUGCGCAGCCAGCAGUGCCUUCCUGCUUGGGAUGGCUUUCCUUGAUGUCGGCCACUCAGCGGCCGUCGGAUUUCGUGACUUUGAGCGGCGACUUGGCCAGGAGAUCUCAGAGCCGAAGCUCAGGCAGCUUGAUCUUCCUUCAACAGCAACCAAGGCCCAGAUCCGCGCGGCUUACCUUCGAAAAGUGAAGGUGCUGCAUCCUGAUGUUGCAGGCAAGUCUGCGGAGGAGAGGUUUUGUCAGCUGAAAGAAGACUACGAACAUGGCAUGGAACAGCUGAAGAAGGGUUCCAUCUAUGGCCACAAUACGCAACGUCAUGGCAGCCAGCCCGAACAUCCAUUUUACCAUCCACCUCACCACCACUCUUAUCAACAUCGCUAUCCUCACCAUCACCACCAAGAGCACCAUCAUCAGCGCCACUGGGACCCCUAUUCAAGCCGGCAUGGAGCCGGCCAAGGCGACUUCGGGGCGCUUCAAAGAUUGCGAAAUGUGGCACUGGGCGCAUCUGGUGUCUUUUGCCUUGCCAUCUACUCCUUGUCGCCGUCGACCCACGCUGCCAUGGCCCCUGGCUUUCCCAUCCAGGAUCAAAGGAACGUCGAUGACGAGGCAUCAAAGGAUGCCAAGUCAAGGACGGUCGCCGAGCGAGGAGCCGCACCGUUCGUUCGGACAAAAUCUGACUACUACAAGAGCCGUUUGACAAGAAGUUCUGUGCGCGUCAGAGGUGGCGACUGCUACAUUUCGCCCUCAGCCGCGAGAGGCGCGACGGCAUUGAGUACGCCGCCGCGGCCUGAGGAGCACCAAAAAUUCUUGCAGUUCCAGGCCCCCUCACAGAUGGUCUUCGCUUGCAAGGCUGAUCUUGCUGUCGUUGCAGACUGCAAGCGUGCUUCCCGCACUAACGAAACGUACGAGAACAUCCGUGCCUUCGGGCAAGCUGAACCAGAUGCUGACAUGGGCCCUCCUGAUGGUCCUGGCCAGGUGGCUUCUGCCGGAGAUGGAGAUGGAACCGGAGCAAUGGCUGGCCCAGCCUUUACAGAGCUCCCGCCGGUGCAGCUUCCAGCUGCGUACCCGGACUACCCUGCCUUUAUGGAAAGAAACGCAACAAUGGCAUUGCGAGAGCUGUGUUUCUUCUUCCUGGCGGACCACCUCAUGCGCAACCACCCCAACCGACGCGUCUCCACGGCAAAGUACAAUGCGCAACACGAAGUCGCGGCAACCAGGAUCCCGGAGACCUCUAUGCGUACGUUUACGUACAGCUGGAGGAAGGGCCUGCAGCGCGUCUGGAUGCGGCGUAUACAGCACUGGCUGAGUUAUGGAACCGAGGGGUUCCGGAGAACGAUGUAUCGUGGCUGGCUCAUGUGGGGUCCUUCCAGGUCCAGCCUCCGACGCCAUUUGGAUGCCAGCAGUGCGGACCAUAUGGCCGACUACAUGGUGGACUACAUCAGAGGCCUGGACCUGUUCUACAUCCCCACUCUGCUGGCCCUUUUCCCACUGCUGGACGAUGAUGGACGGAGAGAAUUCCAGCAAUGGCCCAACUGCGUAGCUGCCGAAACUGCUACGCCAGAGUGGACUUUGGCAAGCACCUCAAGCCGUACAGACUUCGCCCCUCCAGCCGACCUCGACGUCGCUUUCUACGACCAGGAGGCCGACGAGCAAGGAGAUCUGAAUGUUGACUUGGUUCCGGAGGGCUCCUUAGUUGGAAGAGGCACCUUUCAGCGUAAGACAGGGCACGCAGGAGACUCCUCCACUAUGCAGGAUAUCAUCCGCACCCAUGACCUGAUAGCCUUGAACACGUGGGGCCCACAGGGUAAACGUUCGUGCACGUUUCUGCCGGCUGGCCCGACGGGCCACAGCCAAAUCGACUUUGCAAUUGCCAGACGUGGCCAGGCUGACCCGGUUUCCCGUACGGUGGCCCAACCUAGCUCUAGGCUGCAGAGGCAUAAGGUACAGCAGGUCUGUGAGCAACACCCUGAAGUUGAGUCUGCUUUUCGCGUGGAGCUUCAGCGUGCCAUGGAGUCACGCCUGAGCACCGCUGUCAAUCCGUUACAGAGCUAUGGCGACUUCGAGCCAUUGUCAAGCGUAGCCGACUCCGACCGUGCAUCACACUUCAAGAUUUUGUACGUCGGUGGAAAGAGCUUAGUGCUCUUCAAAGACAUCAACGGGAGCUCAGACGACACUGCCAACAGCUUCGGCGCCAGCGACUUUCCCGCCGCCAAUGGCAUGCCGCUGGACAUAGCUUCGACGGUUCGGACCAUCACAGAUUACUACCAGGUCAGGUGGGCACAGCUCCACUCUGCUCUAGCCAGUUUGCCUCGCAAUAAAGCCCUACCACCCGGAGUUGCCCCCUCUAGACUUUGGUGUAUUGCAGCCGACAUCCUCACGGACAAAUAUCUUCCUGUGCUCAACGGCUGGCUUGCAGACAUGAGUGUCCCUCCGCCGGAGGAAUGGCAUGUGGCAGAUCUGUGCUUGAUUCCGAAGCCCUCCAAACCGUUAACAGGUCCCGAAGCCCUUCGCCCCAUCUCCAUUUCGAAAGCCCUCUCCAUCAUUCUCAACAAUCACAUCAAACCCCAGCUAUGGCACCUAGUGGCAGAUCUGCCCCAGAUGGCAUAUCUUGAGAACCGCUCUGUGCAAGAUGCGCUAGACAGAGCAUCCGCCCACUGCGCCCGUGUCCGCGCGGUGCUCCGGGCACAGCGACAAAAUAUUCAUCUACGCCGACAGGGGCACCGGCAGGCCGAAUGCAAAGGCGGCGUCCUACUGUCCAUUGACCUUCGACAGGCCUUUGAUGUCAUGCCGAAAUCCAGACUUAAAGAGGCUAUGGACCUUGCCCAAGUAGACUUGGCAGCCCAGCAUGUCAUAUUGCAACUUCAUGCACAUGCUUGUCUUCGCAUUACGCAUGGCAAUCAAACCGCCUCGCUGGACACGGCCAAUGGAGUACGUCAGGGCUGUUGCUUGGCACCAUCUUUGUGGGUCCUAUACACAGGUCUCAUACUCACCUACAUUCGUAAGCAAGUUGACAUGGCCGAUUCCACUGUUUUCGCUGACGACUUUUUGUUCCAUUGGAUGGUUGACGGGGUCGUGCACCUGGAACAAGCCCUCACACACAUAGUCUUUGUACUAGAAACCCUUGAAUCCUUCGGAAUGUCCAUCAGCCCGGGCAAGUCUGCGGUCCUCAUCGGACUUCGUGGCUCCAAGGCUGGAUCGGCGCUGCGCAAACAUGUUAUCAGGGACCCGCGAAAAGGAGCUGUCCUUAGCUAUCAGUCCAUGGAGGCUCUCACUCUCAAAGAGCGAAUGCGCCAAUCUUGGAGCUCUUUUCAUCGCAUUUUACCAGCCCUCCGCUCCAACAGUGUCGCGUUGCAGCACCGCGUUCUGGAUGUCACCCGUCGAUAUCCCUACUUGCCUGAGCAACUCUGUGAGGUUGCUGUUGCAGCUGAUUGGCAUGUUAAAGCACAGCAUGCAGAGGCCUUUGUGUUCCACAGCGCGGUGCUCAAGUGCGCAAGUGCAGCCGCCCCAGACAUGCACGUGAGUGCCCAGUCCUGUAUCGUGCAGGCCUUCUCCUCCGGCUGUGUCAUGGAGUCGCACAUGAAGGAUGCCCUUCGCCAGGAGAUCCAGGAUGUGUCCAGCCAGGAAAUCCUGGCAGCAGCGGAUCAGGCGAACCUCCUUUCGGCCAUGAUGCGCAGGUCAGGGCAGCACAGGACCGAGCACAAGGGAGGCGGAGGCCGCGACGACGCCGGGACCCGAACCGGAGCCCAUGGAGACCAGAGGGACAAGAGGGCAGCGGAAAGUGCCAACCCGGCGGGAAAGGGCAAUGGAGAUCAGGAGAAAUGGCCCAAGCCCUCCGCCAAAGGCAAUGCCAGGACAUCCGAAGAUGGCUGGCAGCGGGAUCACAGCCAGACCUCCAACAGACGUCGCGGAGCUCAGGACCGUGCCUGGGGGAGCCGAGACUGGCCGACUCGUCAGGAGCGCUCGGAUCGCCACUGGAGGAGCGACUCGGACAGGGACCGCGACAAGGACAAGGCCAUCUUGAACCUUUGCCUGAGCAUGGGCAGGCUGCUUCUUCGCCACGAGGAUCAGUUUGGCAUCAAUCGUUCCCAGGACAACUACGUGAUGUUUGCCCAAUGCCAGGGUAUGUUGUCGAUGGUCCCGGAGCUCUAUGUCGCGGCCGAAGCCUGGAAAACCAUGAAGAAGGAAACCCCGGCCCUUCUUACUCUGCCUCUCCGGGCUUGGUUGCUGAAGCACUGGGUGGACCUGAUGCUCAAAAGGGUCGAGAUGAUUAUGACCAGCGAGGAGACCAUCCAGCAGGCCAAGGACAUGCUGAUCCUCGACGAGCAGUGCAAUGUUCCAUACCUGGAAUGGAAUCGCACCACCCGGGCUUUGCAGGUGAAACGGGACCGAGACCCGAUGACCCUCACCCAGGUCCUCGAGCUCCUGAAAACCAUGCAGACCCUGGUGAUCCAACCGAUGACGGUCAUGAGGUUUCAUGCGACUCGGGAGCUCUGCCAGGACAUGAAGUCGGAGGUGGUGCCGCUACUUCUGCAGGUCGGCUCAAGGACAGCCGAAGGGCAUCAACUAUGGAACUCCCUGCAGCGCUUGUGCCACAGUGCAGCCUGCCGAGUGACCGCGGUCUCCCUGCGCGGCGACAGAAUGGGCAGAUCGGCCUUGGGUGUGGCGGUGCAGAAGCUCGUCGAAGAAAUGUACGGAGCUUAA
Messenger RNA from Symbiodinium necroappetens, 5772 nucleotides. NCBI's taxonomy places the organism in Eukaryota, Dinophyceae, Suessiales, Symbiodiniaceae. The record is from the annotation of a GenBank genome assembly.